UUAACUUUGUGAACUAAGGGUUGUUUUUUGAUGGGCCCUCUUGGUUGCUAUGAGACCUUUCAACAACAGCGUCAUAACAACCGCUACAACCUUCUAAUUUGGAAGCAAAUAUAAGGCGUACUUGCAGCUUAAUCGGUUUAGAAAAAUGGCAUCACUUGAGCAAUGUGAAUCCAGUUAUCAGCCAAAAUCAAUGAGUCGUGCUAAGCAAUGGACAGAUGAAGUCGAAGAUCUGUACAGAUUUCAGCAGGCUGGAUACAGGGAUGAACAGGAAUACAGACGAGUGAAGCAAGUGAUGUUGAUUGAACGUUGGCCAGAGACUGGAUAUGUGAAGAAACUUCAGCGACGAGACAAUACUUUUUAUUAUUACAACAGAAAAAGAGAAUGUGAAGAUAAGGAAGUACACAAAGUUAAAGUGUAUGCAUAUUGAACUGAGUUUUUAUUUAGACAAAAUUGUGUUUUAGUUACCAUUUUGUAAGAUAAGGAAGCAAUUAAAUCAUUAAAGACAUUACUGCUGCAAAA
Erpetoichthys calabaricus (reedfish) is the source of this 519-nucleotide messenger RNA. It is a transcript of the gene meig1, whose product is annotated as meiosis/spermiogenesis associated 1. Lineage: Eukaryota; Metazoa; Chordata; Cladistia; Polypteriformes; Polypteridae. Gene Ontology annotation, cellular component: nucleus. The record is from RefSeq and is a predicted model, not a curated record. The transcript is spliced from 3 exons. Bases 146 to 427 code for a protein of 93 amino acids.